UUGGGACAUAGGCCGUUGGAUAGGUAACUGGGCUUGUUCUACAAAAUUAGAUACAAGCCCAAUUUAAUUAUUGGGCCAAGGACCGCUGAGUGAAGUGAAAAGACAAAUAUGCCACCAGAGGAUUGAAGCUCAAGCAUAUCCUCUGCUUAUUCCCCCUUCCCCGGCCCCGGCCAGCUUGGCCUCUGUUUCGCUGUUAACAUGCCCCCAAACCGACUCUUGAGUCUUCCUUCGCUUAAUUACCAUCACCGCCAUUGCUUGGUUCCUCCCUGCGUUUCUUCCAUCUACAAUGUCUAGAAUACACGUGAAGCAAUUCUUCGCAAAUAUUGAUUUCAGCAGGAGCAAUGUGUUGUUGAAGACAGAGGAUUUGUUGAAGAAGUAUUCGUGCCAUAUUCUGAACCGUUUCCAAUGGUCGAAGGCGGAGGGCGAUCGAUUGGAGGGGGAAAAUGGUUCAGAUAAUAGGCUUGCUGGUUUUGAUUCGGAGAUGAGUAGUAGUAGCUCAUCGGAUGAUGAAUUGGGGAAUAAUUCUAGUAAUAAAUGGAAGCCGGAGAUUGCUUGGCUUGGUAGAGCUCUUGAGCCGGCUUUGCAGUUGUACAAGUGGGCGCUUCCAACAUGGAAAACAAUUGAAAGCAAACCGCCACCCACCGAUAGAUCUAUUGCAGAAAUAUUUUCCAGUAUACAGAGGAGUAAACUUGGAAUUCAGGAAUGGAGUCUGAGUGAUCUUACUAUCGGUUUGUAUCUCAUGUAUCUUCGGCAAGCAUCCAGAAGCGAUUUAGAGGAAGUGAAGGGUGAACUCAUCUCUUCUGAGUUCAUUGUUCAGGAUUUGAUAUACCACAUUGAACUAGCCAAAGGUGCUUACAAAGACAGCUCUCGUGGUUUGGCAAGGAGUAGCAUGCUCCAAGAGAAAAAUGUGGUGAAGUUUGUAAAGAAUUCUAGCUUGUUGAGACCUGGCUAUUACAUAGGAGUUGACAUGAGGCAAAAGCUAGUCAUUCUUUGUGUCCGUGGGACUCACACCAUAUACGACCUCAUUACUGACAUAAUAUCUUCUGGUUGUGAAGAAAUCACAUUCGAAGGCUACUCAACCCACUUUGGCACUGCUGAGGCUGCUCGUUGGUUCUUAAAUCAUGAGAUGGAGACUGUCAGAAUGUGCAUACAGAAACACAAGGGUUUUAGAUUGAGGCUUGUUGGUCAUUCCCUUGGAGGUGCAACUGCUUCUUUGCUUGCAAUCAUGCUUCGUAAAAAGUCAUUUAAGGAGAUUGGCUUUGAUCCAGAAACAAUUACAGCAGUUGGAUAUGGCACACCCCCUUGUGUCUCCAAGGCACUUGCUGAAAGUUGCUCCGAUUUUGUGACCACAGUGGUGAUGCAGGAUGAUAUAAUCCCAAGACUAAGCAUCGGUUCCUUGACAAGAUUGAGGAAUGAAAUUAUUGAAACUGAUUGGGUAAGUGUUCUGAAUCAAGAAGAUUGGAAAGGUGUUGUGGAUCUCAUAAAUAAUGCAAGGCAGGUGGUGUCUUCUGUACAAGAUGUUGCUGGGAGAAUCUCUGACUAUGCUAGGUUCAGAGGACAGGCAAAAUCCAAGAUAUCCAGGACAAACAACAUUUCCACAGAUAGAAGCGCAGGUCGAAAUUCAAGUACUUGUAGCAAGAGCAAGAGGCUGGAGCAAGUAGAAAGUAAACGGGCUGGCAGCAAAGUGGGCGAGGAUAUGGAUUUGGAUUUGUUUGUGCCGGGCAGUCUGUAUUAUGUGAAGAGGAACAAGGACCCUGAAAGGCAGCACAAGCAAAUGGAGUACUUCUCACUGCUGAAGAGACAUCCGGGCCAACAUUUUCAGCAAAUACUGCUUUCGAGCAGAUUAAUUUCGGACCAUAAAUGUGAAAGCCAUUAUUAUGCACUGAGGGACGUGCUCAAAGGUUUGCCUAUUUCCUCAGACCACUGAAAUCCAUUCUUAAUUACAUUAGAUUAGAUUGACGCUGUUUCCCAUGUCUUGCUAGUGUGUGUUAUUUAUAUAGAGGUAUAGACGGUUGGUUGGUUCAGCACUCAUGGCUAGAAUUUUUGAAGCCAUUGGAGCCGCCAACUUGCAAAGUUUAAUGGUCUGCAGUUUUUUGAUAAAAAUCAGGCCUCAUUUUAUCUAUAAGCGAAUACGCGACAUGUCUGUCUUCUCUGAUGAUCGAUCUGAGUCAUUGUGAUCAUUGUAGUUUUCUAUUUUAAAUACGACCAUCUUGGAUUCA
Molecule: messenger RNA, 2219 nt
Organism: Andrographis paniculata
Lineage: Eukaryota; Viridiplantae; Streptophyta; Magnoliopsida; Lamiales; Acanthaceae
Exons: 8
Coding region: 287-1927 (546 amino acids)
Biological process (GO): lipid metabolic process
Source: RefSeq, a predicted model, not a curated record